Musa acuminata subsp. malaccensis (wild Malaysian banana) is the source of this 1480-nucleotide messenger RNA. RefSeq lists its product as uncharacterized. The record is from RefSeq and is a predicted model, not a curated record. Lineage: Eukaryota; Viridiplantae; Streptophyta; Magnoliopsida; Zingiberales; Musaceae.
UGUAUCACUGACAAUUAGGAUAGCAGAUCCAACAACCAUCUCUUUGGUUCUCAUCCCAUCUCAUUGCUUCUCCUUCCUGUUGGUUCCAUGCAGUAGUCAUCAUCUCUCAUCAUUCUUGUGAUCAUAGAAGUCAUGGGUCCAAGAAUCAGGAGAAAGAACCGUGUGUGCUUGGCGCAGCCACUGACACCUCUGGUGGAAGGUCCUGACCUUGAUGAUGCACAUGGAGAAAGAGCCAAGAAGGAGAAGUACUGGGAAUCCAUUGGAACAUGGCUGCGACUGCACAAGGAUAAAGGCAUGUCAGGGAGCCAUUUCUCGAUUCCAUUCCAUGGGAGCGGCGCAUCGAAGUGGACCGAUCUGAAGCUAAUUCUUAGUGUCUUGGGGUGUCCAUUAGCUCCACUGCCACUGACUACUGAACCAAGUCACCACUUCUCCUUCAAAGACAGUCCCAUAGAAGCUUCUUCAGCUCGUUAUAUCAUUCAGCAAUACUUGGCAGCAACAGGAUGCUUGAAACACCAUGAGUACAUGAAGAGCAUGUAUGCAGCUGGUAGGGUGAAGAUGGUCUCUCGUGAGACUGAUGGUCCAUCAGGGAAGAUUGGUGCAAGAUCAGGUGCAGGACAUGGCUGCUUCGUCUUGUGGCAGAAGUCGCCCGGAAUGUGGCUGGUGGAGCUGGUGGUGGCCGGCUGCAAGGUGGCCGCCGGCAGCAACGGUAAGGUGGCGUGGAGGAACGUGCCUUGGCUUGGAACAGACGCAGCCAGAGGCCCCCAGCGGCCGCUGCGACGCAUCAUUCAGGGAUUGGAUCCAAAGGGCACAGCGAGCAUGUUCACCAAAGCCCGGUGUCUCGGGGAGAAGCGCAUCAAGGAUGAGAACUGCUUCGUCUUAAAAGUAUCAGCAGAUCGAGCUACGGUUGCAGAGAGAAGCGAUGGGCCAGCUGAGGUGAUCAGGCACGUCCUCUAUGGAUACUUCAGCCAGAGGAGCGGCCUGCUCGUCUACAUCGAGGACUCCCACCUCACAAGAGUGCAAGCCCCGGGCUCCGACACCAUGUACUGGGAGACCACCAUCGGAAGCACCAUGGGGGACUACAAGGAGGUGGAUGGCGUCCUUGUGGCUCAUCAAGGGAGGUCUGCUGCAAGUGUUUUCCGCUUCGGCGAUGCGUCUGCCCAAAGCAGCAGGAUAAGAAUGGAAGAGGAGUGGAGGAUUGAGGAUGUAGUCUUCAAUGUUGCAGGGCUUUCGGCUGACUGCUUCAUCCCCCCCAGGGAGAUGUUGACCAACUUCCACGGCAAAUGAUCACUGCAAAUGCUCAGCUUUACAAUCUGGAUGUGGAAAAGGAUCUCAACACGUCUCUGUGACAUCAAAACUGUCAAUGGCAAGAACAGGGGAUUAUAUCUUCUUGCCAUAAUUGCAGCUUCUUGAUUGAGUACAUGAUUUGUUUCUUUGAGAAGGAUUAAUACCACCUAAUUGUCUCUUUUUCUUAGAAGAAAAA